AUGGGUGCUAAAGAUCACAAAGGCGCAGGCGUCAUAUCCAUCGAAUACGAUGAUGCCAAGACACUGCUCGCUCAAGGAUCAUCGGCACUCCAUGAGCACGUGGCUUCCCGAUUGAAGGCGUCCCGUGGCAAAGCACUUCCCCAGAUUGAGGUGCGCUUCAAAGACGUGUCCGUUUCCGCAGAUAUCGCGGUCCAAGACGCGACAAACACGGAGACGCAGCUACCAACGCUGUCGAGCGAGUUGAGGAAGACCGUCAACGGCUUGGUCGCCAAGAAGCACACGGCAACGAAGUGCAUUUUGAAGGGGGUUACCGGAGUCUUCAAGCCAGGUACCAUGACCCUCGUGCUCGGUCAGCCUGAAUCGGGCAAGUCGUCCUUGAUGAAGCUGCUGAGCAGCCGGUUUCCGCUCGACAAGGACAUCAGGAUCGAGGGCGACAUCACAUACAACGGCACACCUGCAAAAGAGCUGCGCCGCCUGUUGCCACAGCUCGUGUCGUACGUCCCGCAACGUGACAAACACUACCCUGAGCUGACAGUGAAGGAGACACUCGAGUUUGCACACGCUGCGUGUGGCGGCAAGUUGUCCGAACGCGACGCGAGUCAGUUAGUAAACGGCACUGCUGCGGAGAAUGCAGAGGCUUUGGAAGCUGCUCGGGCGAUGGCAAAGCAUUACCCGAACGUCGUAAUCCAGCAACUUGGUUUGGAAAAUUGCCAGCACACCAUCGUCGGUGACGCGAUGAUUCGAGGUGUGUCGGGAGGUGAGCGCAAGCGCGUGACAACGGGUGAGAUGGCGUUUGGAAACAAGCACGUGAUGAUGAUGGACGAGAUCAGCACGGGUCUAGACAGUGCCGCGACGUUCGACAUCAUCACGAUGUACCGCAGCCUCACGAAAAGUUUCUGCAAGACAAUGGUGAUCUCGCUUCAGCAGCCAUCGCCCGAAGUGUUUGCGCUGUUCGACAAUGUGAUGCUAUUGAAUGCAGGACACCUCAUUUAUCAUGGGCCAUGUACGGAGGUUCAGGACUACUUCAACAGUCUCGGUUUCAGGUGUCCUCCCACUCGUGAUAUCGCGGACUUUUUGCUGGACCUUGGCACGAGUGAACAGUACCAAUACGAGGCAAAGCUCGAUCGAGAACGUGCACCGAUCCGCGCCCCGAGUGAGUUCGCUCGAGCGUUCGAGCAGUCAUCAAUAUAUGCGCAGACUCUUCAAGAGGUGGACGAGCCUGUACGUACGAAUCUCGUCGAAGACAUGGAAGACGCCAUCGAGAAUCAACCAGAGUUCUCUCAAAGCUUCUGGGAGAGUACGUCGCUGCUUGUAAACCGACAGCUCAUCAACACGCGACGAAAUACUUCAUCCCUCUUUGGACGUCUGCUCGUGAACACCAUGAUCGCCCUGUUGUGCUCGAUUGUCUACUUCCAAUCCGACCUAGCUGAUGUACAAGUGGCAAUGGGUAUCAUGUUUGAGUCGGUGCUGAAUUUGUCUGUCGGUCAGACUGCACAAGUUCCAACAUAUAUGGCAGCAAGAGAAGUGUUUUACAAACAACGACGAGCCAACUUUUACCGGACUGCAUCGUACGUAGUUGCCCAUGCUGUGGAUCAGGCGUUUCCCGUUGUCCUCGAGACGGUCAUCUAUGGAACAAUCAUCUACUGGAUAUGUGGUUUCGUGAGCAGUUUCGAUGGCUUCUUGGUAUAUCUGGUGGUGCUGUGCUUGACGAACCUCGCACUCGCUGCUUUCUUCUUCUUCUUGGCGUCUGCGUCACCGAAUCUCAACAUAGCAGGCCCCUUGUCCAGUGUAGCGGUGGUAUACGUGUGUGUGUUUGCGGGCUACACGAUCACGAAAGACCAUAUUCCGAGCUACCUCAUCUGGCUGUACUGGCUAAACCCCCUUGCGUGGGGAAUACGCGCGCUGGCAGGCAGUCGAUACAACGACUCCCGCUUUGACACGUGCGUGUACGAUGGCAUCGACUACUGUGCAGACUACGGGACGAAGAUGGGGAAGUUCUUGUUGAGUAAUUACGAAGUUCCGUCGGGAGCGUUCUGGUUGUGGGGCGGAAUGGCCUUUAUGAUCGGUACCUACGCUUUCUUCUUGGUCCUGUCUUGUUUCGCACUUGAGUACCAUCGCUUCGAGCGGCCUGAGGUUGCUGUGCUGGCCACUGAUACGAAACCAAAGACUACGGACAACUACGUUGCUAUUGACACACCACGCGGGUCCAAUCGAUGCAACGAGUUGACGGUUUCGGUGAGCCACGUAAGGGACAACUACUUUGUCCCGGUUACCGUGGCGUUCAAAGACCUGUGGUACAGCGUUCCGGAUCCGACGGAUUCCAAGAAGACCCUCGACUUGCUCAAAGGCAUCAGCGGAUAUGCCUUACCUGGCACCAUCACAGCACUUAUGGGGUCUUCGGGGGCUGGCAAGACGACACUCAUGAACGUGAUCGCUGGACGUAUGACUGGUGGCAAGAUCCGCGGACAGGUAUUUGUGAAUGGGCAUCCUGCUUCGGAUCUGACAAUCCGUCGCUGUACGGGCUUCUGUGAGCAAAUGGAUAUCCACGCGGAGUCCGCAACAUUCCGCGAGGCGCUGACAUUCGGUGCGUUUCUGCGCCAGAGUGCCGACGUCCCCGACGAUCGCAAGUACGACUCGGUGACUGAGUGUCUCAGCCUUUUGGAUCUCAAUUCGAUUGCAGACAAAAUCAUACGCGGCAGCUCUGUGGAGCAGAUGAAGCGACUUACGAUCGGCGUGGAGUUGGCAGCACAGCCAAGUGUGCUGUUCCUGGACGAGCCUACAAGUGGUUUGGAUGCUCGCUCGGCAAAGCUGAUCAUGGACGGUGUGCGCAAAGUCGCCGAUACUGGGCGGACUGUUGUGUGUACAAUUCAUCAGCCGUCGGCAGAGGUCUUCGGUCUUUUCGACAGUUUGCUACUACUGAAACGUGGUGGCAAGACUGUCUUUGCGGGUGACUUGGGCGAGAACGCUCAUGAAAUGGUCGCGUACUUCGAGUCGAUCGAUGGCGUAGCGAAGUCGGAGGAAGAGUCGAAUCCGGCGUCAUGGAUGCUUGAAGUGAUCGGUGCUGGUGUCGGCAACAACAAUGGGAGCAAGACUGACUUUGCGGGGAGCUUCCGAGCCAGUCGGCACUACGAGCUUCUGCAGUCAACUUUGGAAUCCGAAGGUAUCUGUCGUCCAUCCGCGUCUGUGCCUGUGCUCCACUUCGAGACGAAGCGCGCUGCGUCCAACCUUACGCAGCUGAAGUUCCUGUUCCAGCGCUUCAGCAACCUCUACUGGCGCACGCCUUCAUUCAAUUUGACACGAUUUGCUGUAUCACUGGUGCUGGGUCUAGGCUACGGGAUCACAUACGCUGGAAGUGAGUACAAAUCGUACUCCAGCGUGAACUCUGGACUCGGAAUGAUGUACUUGGUUGUCCUUUUCAUUGGGUCCACCUCCUUCAACAGUGUGAUUCCAAUAGCGGCGGAAGAGCGUGCCGCCUAUUACCGUGAGAGAGCGUCGCAAACGUACAGUACGUUUUGGUACUUUGUCGGCCUGGGUGUAACGGAGAUCCCGUAUGCCGCCGCCUCUGUGCUGCUGUUCUUGGCCCCGCUUUUUCCCAUGGUAGGGUUUUCUGGACUCGGCCUCUUCUUUACCUGUUGGCUCGUUUUGCUGCUGCAAGUGCUGUACCAAGUUUUCACGGCCGUCGUGCUCGCUUUCUUGCUGCCAAACUUGGAAAGCGCAGAGAUUACUGGCGUGCUCGUGAACAAGGUGGUUUACUUGUUUUCGGGCUUUAGCCCUCCCGCUUCCCGUUUGCCGUCAGCGGCUGUGUGGGUGUACCGUAUCACACCGAUGCGGUUCAGUGUUACAGCCUUCACAAGCGCCGUGUUUGGUGCGUGCAGUGGUGAGGGCGAUCUCGGAUGCACGCAAAUGACCGACACACCCCCAUCAAUAGCUGCGAAUCUCACCGUCGAAGGAUACUUGGAAACCAACUUCUUGAUCAAACACAGCGAAGUGUGGCAAAGCAUCGGCGGGUUGACACUUUCCGUGCUUGUCAUUGGACUGCUGGCGCUUGUAGCGAUGCGCUUCUGUAACUACCAGAAGAAGUAG
Molecule: messenger RNA, 4083 nt
Organism: Hyaloperonospora brassicae
Lineage: Eukaryota; Oomycota; Peronosporomycetes; Peronosporales; Peronosporaceae
Source: the annotation of a GenBank genome assembly